GGGAAGAGCAGGGGCCAGGGCGGGCGGGGCAUUGUAGGGGCCAGGGGCCGAAGCUCCUCCUUCUGUUUCCUGGUACCCGGGCUGGCUCCAGGAGAAGAUGAAGCCUCUGGGUGUGGGUCGAAGCACCGGUUUCCAGCUACCAGAGGGGAAGGUUCAGGACCCAAGAUCAGCUAAGUGCUUGAGAGCCCGCGGCCGGCUGGCUCCCUGAGGCGCAUUCCUGGUGUGAGAGACGCUUAAUAGGCUCUCUCCUUCUCCGGCUAGGCGCAGGACUAACGGCCCUAGGGGUCCAGGGGGGCAGAGUAGAGAGAGUCCCUUUUGAGCUCUGGAACAAUCUUCGCUCAGCCGCCGCCCCUUAGUGCCGGGAACAGACACCUCAUCUUCGCUCUCCUCCUCCUCUUUCUCCUCCGCAGCAGCGGUGGGCUAGGGGACGCAGGUUCGUUUCUCCAUUUCCCCUUAGCCCCGCGGGAGCCAGCAGCAGCAGCGAGCCACUAGAGCCCCGGAGUGCGGCCAGCCAGCCAGACGCCUUUGCGGGGGGUCCCGCCUGCCUGGCCACAGGGGGAUGGAGGUGCGGCGGGCUCCGAGCCGCAGCCCGGAGUCCAAACUUCAGCGCGGGCUUUCAGUGGAGCAGCUGCCGCCGCCCCCCCCCACCGCCGCCGCUUCGCCUUCUGGCCUGAGAGCAGGACCAUGGAUGAGAGGUUCAACAAGUGGCUGCUCACGCCGGUGCUCACGCUCCUAUUCCUGAUCAUCAUGUAUCAGUACGUGUCCCCGACCUGCACCAGCUCCUGUACCAACUUCGGGGACAAGUUCCGCGCCGGGGAGUCCGGCCAGGUUGCAGCAGCCCUAGCGGGUCCCCGAGAGGACCAGCAGCAACCACCGCCCCGGGACCAGCAAGCCGAGAUUCGGGGGGCACCGGCGGCACAGCAUUCCGGGCCAGUGCAGGAGACGGAGGAGGAAUUCGAGGAGUUGGAAGAGGAGGAGGAAGAGCAGGACCGAGAAUCCCCGGACAAUGGCUCUCUGCCCAAAUUUGUGCCCCGCUUCAACUUCUCGGUGAAGGACCUGACCCGUUUCGUGGAUUUCAACAUCAAAGGGCGGGACGUGAUUGUCUUCUUGCAUAUCCAGAAGACCGGGGGCACGACCUUCGGGAGGCACCUGGUGAAGAAUAUCCGGUUGGAGCAGCCCUGUAGCUGCAAGCCUGGCCAGAAAAAAUGCACCUGCCACCGACCAGGCAAAAAAGAGACGUGGCUCUUCUCGCGCUUCUCCACCGGCUGGAGCUGUGGGCUGCACGCCGACUGGACAGAGCUCACCAACUGUGUGCCGGCCAUCAUGGAGAAGAAGGACUGCCCUCGAAACCACAGCCGCACCAGGAAUUUCUAUUAUAUCACAAUGCUGAGGGAUCCAGUAUCCCGUUACCUGAGUGAAUGGAAACAUGUCCAGAGAGGGGCCACUUGGAAGACGUCUCUUCACAUGUGUGAUGGAAGAAGCCCAACUCCAGAUGAGCUGCCUACUUGCUACCCAGGGGAUGAUUGGUCUGGUGUCAGCUUGAGAGAGUUUAUGGAUUGUGGCUAUAACCUGGCCAACAACCGCCAGGUCCGUAUGCUGGCUGACCUUAGCCUAGUGGGAUGCUACAACUUGACUUUCAUGAAUGAGAGUGAGCGGAACACGAUCCUUCUGCAGAGUGCCAAGAACAAUCUGAAGAACAUGGCCUUCUUUGGGCUUACAGAAUUCCAGAGGAAAACUCAAUUCCUGUUUGAGAGGACAUUCAAUCUCAAGUUCAUCUCCCCCUUCACACAGUUCAACAUCACACGGGCCUCUAAUGUGGAGAUCAAUGAAGGAGCCCGCCAGCGCAUCGAGGAGCUGAAUUUCCUGGAUAUGCAACUUUAUGAAUAUGCAAAAGACCUUUUCUUGCAACGCUACCACCACACCAAACAGCAAGAACACCAGAGGGACAGGCAGAAGAGGAGGGAGGAGCGGAGGCUGCUCAAGGAGCAUCGGGCUCACAGGUGGCCGAAGGAGGAUGAGACCACCGUCACAGAGGACUAUAACAGUCAAGUAGUCCGAUGGUGACACCUUCUGAUUCUCCUCCCAGGGGGGCAGGAGGACCAUGGACAAUGUUGGUAUUUUGCUGAAUCAUCUAAGGGAGGGAUAAAAAAUGAGCCAUGAUUUCUGAGUACGUGAGACCUGAUUUGAACAUCUGCCCUCCCUUUGUCUUUUUCCCCCCUUAGCUUUUAACCAGCUAAAAGGGCAAUUCCUCUUGUGUUUUCUUGACAUUUUUUUCAAUCAGUAUUAUAUAGGGUAGAGUUAUAUCCCAAACAAACCAUUCUGAAAGACCCACACCCAGAUGGGAAACAAAGUCUGGUUUUGCCUCCUCCUUUUCAUCUGCACAGUAGAAGAAUGGAAUGAGAAGCCAGAGCUUGCAAGUGGCACGAAUGUCAAAACCAAUCUGUGACUUGGGAGUUCUGUAGAAAUUGGUCUGUUUUCACAAUGUCUCUGUAACAGUAUUAUAGGACUAUUUAUAGUGAUCAAGAAAGGGAGAGAAAAAAUAAUUGUAGGCUCUAUGUCAAAAAAGAAGAGAAUGUCCUCCACUGCUGUGUUGAAUUCAUGCUAGAGGAUGAAACACGUAAGCCUUCCUGCACCUUUUGACUUCGAAAUGGCCUGACUCUGGAUGUAUCUUAGAACACAAGCAAAAGGCAAUCACUGUUGCACUAAUCUUACUGUGACCAUCAUCCUAGGCAUAGGCCAUACAAACUUCAACAUCAUCUUUUUCUAAAGACAAGGUCCUGUUAAGUGACUGGCCAUAAUAGCCAUUAAAAAAGGAUCAUCUUUUGUGAUCUCUCACUUACAGGUGAACACCAGUUUUUUUCAUCUAAAAAUUAAAAAUGGAACUGAAGAUAAAAUAUGAGGAAAGUGAUGUGUCUACCCCUACCCUGUUCUAAACUUACUAGUGAAGCAUAUUUAUUAAGCUAAUAUGUGUAUUUUUCCAAGGAAAAUGGAAACAAAUAUCUUCCUUGGCAUAGCACUGCCCCUAGGACUGGAAUUCUGCUAUGAUAAUAGAACUGACUGUAAGGUUUUGGCUUGGAACUUGAUAAGGCAGCUAGCAUGUGUGCAAGGUCAUUGUCUUCAAGUUGUUCUAUGAAUAACACCAUAUACUGGCUACCAAGAAUGAGUGUUGGAUAUGGGAUAAUUAUUCCAGAUUUUCAGUGAGACAGGACUUAAUGGUGUCUCAAAUAUCUUCAGUCUAGUACAUUUUUUCUUCAUUCUUAAACCUUUGAUUGUUGUAGGAAUAAACCUGUGAUAAUAUUUAACACAUGAAACCAUGAUAUAUCAAAUUGGAAGUUGAUGCUCCUCAGAUGCUUCUCAUGCUUCUCGACCUUGUACAAAUGAUAUAAACAAAAUAAACAGGUGAAUAAAUGAAAACCCAUGGGCUUGUGGGAGAGGGAAUCUCUGUCAUGUUGUCUGUCAUGUCAUCAAUUUGUAGAAGGAUGUGAUUGCCAUGAAAGAUGAAGCUAAAAAGUUCCUACCAGAAGCAUGACACGAAUACAAGUAGAAUCAGCAAAGUGAAUUGAAAUUUUGGGGGUGAUCAAAGUUAAAAGUUUGGAAGGCAACCAACUUCCUUGAACCACCCUUCAUCCCAUCCUCAGCAUAAGUCCCUUGGGUUGUAGAAUCCCUAAAUCAACCAAUCAAUAAGCCUUCAUUGAGUGGCUAGUAAAAGCAGGGUUGCAUGUCAUAUGCUGAGGAAAGAGAGGAAUUCAUUCUCUUGACUAAGCACAGUCCCUGUGGUUCUAUCAAAUAUUUGAUGGAGGUAGAAGUGUAGAUAAGAUCUCUUCCAUGACCCUUGGUCUAGUCAGUUAGGCAUCAUCUACAAGCAAAGGCUGGGAUUAGAACUUUGUAAGCGGCUGAUAGAACCAGCAAUGACAGCAGCAUCCCUUCAGUAUCUGGGAAGAGCCAGCUGCUGUUACCCAGGUGCCUUUGCUUCUUAUCCAUAAGGAUUGUGCCAGGUUGAUAGUUUAAUCUCACUGUGGCCAGAAGCCUACCUGAAGAAGGAAGUCACUCCCUUCUGAGCCCCACACGCAUAUAUCCCUACACCCCAUCAAAAAUGACAUUAUCACGAAUGACUUGGCACCUGUCCUUUUGGAGCCAUGAAGAGAAAAUAAAAUGGGCCAUAUAAAUGUGCCUCAUUAGAUGAUAGAGAUUAGUAUGAAAAGAAAUCAGUCUGACAAGAUAUCAGUGUUUUCCAUCCUGAUGAUUUGUCUGUGAGAUGGGGAGGGGAAGUAAGGGGAACAGAGAGAAAGGAGGGUUGCAGCUGGAAUUAAUGAGCAGAUUUUUACAGCUUCAUUUUUUGCCGUGAAUAUGGUAUGGUUCUGCCGAGACUAGUAGUGCUGCAAAUUUUCUCUUCUGCCUGCUGCCGGGGGAACACACACAAGUGUGCAUCUACCCGGGCAGGCGAACAUAAAGACACACACACACACACACACACACACACACACACACACAAACACACACACACUGCAAUAAUGAUCCAGCUUUAUGGCAUGUGGAAAUUCAAAAUAAGUUAGAGAGCAUUUGAUUUUGGUUUUCCUCUUAAACCUCACUUUUAAAAUAUUGGCAGGGAAUUAAUGCAUCUCUAAGCCAUCAACUACUAACAUCAUGCUGUUCCUGAGGCAGAGGGAAUUUAUAUCCAAAGGUUUUCCCCAGCAUCAUUGCUGCUUGCUUGAUAUAUGGAGCUCCACUUGAGAUGGGAUAUCAGGCUAUUCAGAAGGGUAGCCAUCUAUUUGGGUUGGCCUAAGGCCAGAACUGAGCAAAUUAAACAGGCAGCCCUAGUCUUGUUCUGUUAUAUUCUUUCAAUACAAAGCAGCCUUUGCAUGGUCUCAAAUCCCCAAGGUACUAGGGUGAUACUAUGGUGAUGGAAGUGGAGAAGUGAGAAAGUGCUUCUGUUACUGCAGACCAAAUUCAUCCCUCCUAGCUGAGUGGAAAGUUACCAUCAAACUCUCACCUGGGCCUGGGAAGCCUUACAAAGCAAGUCAGCAGCCUUAAGAUAAAAACACAAGUCAGUUCCAGUUAUGGCAGUACCCAAAGCCCCAGAACAGAAAAUAUAAACAAAAACCAGCCAACAAACAAAAAAAAACCCUAGGGAGUUCCAAAUUGGAUGAAAU
Molecule: messenger RNA, 5150 nt
Organism: Dromiciops gliroides (monito del monte)
Lineage: Eukaryota; Metazoa; Chordata; Mammalia; Microbiotheria; Microbiotheriidae
Gene: HS6ST3
Product: heparan sulfate 6-O-sulfotransferase 3
Exons: 2
Coding region: 685-2064 (459 amino acids)
Cellular component (GO): membrane
Molecular function (GO): heparan sulfate 6-sulfotransferase activity
Source: RefSeq, a predicted model, not a curated record